UGAGUUUACACCUGUUAUUAUCUCUGUUUUAUUUUAUUUUUAUAUUUUUCAAACUUGAAGAAUUGAAGGAGAAAAAAAAGGUUUAAAAUGGCUGUAGAACUUAUUGGGAGUAUCGCGGGUGCCGGGAGUUUUGUUCUGGAUGUUGUCAAGUGCUUGGCUGCUCCGAUUGGGCGUCCGUUUAAGUACUUGUACAACUACAAGAAGAACAUUGACAAUCUCCAAGAUGGAGUUAAGAACCUGAAGAAUACAAGUGAAGAAGUGCAGGUUAACGUGGUUGCUGCUGAAAGAAACGUGGAAGAGAUCAAACAGAGUGUUAAGGACUGGCAGAGUAAAGCGAACAAUACCAUUACUGAAGCAGAGAAGUUGAUUGAAGAGAAAGAAAACAACCCUCGAUGUUUCAAGGGAUUGUGCCCCAACUGGAUCAUCCGCUACAAACGUAGCAAGAAAGCAUUCAAAUUAAAGCAGGAUGAUAUCAGUCAACUCCUAGAUAAGAAUAUUCAUCGAUUCCUGCCGCAAGAAGAUAAAGUUUCCUAUCCUACUAUUCACAAGGAGAUAUGGCUUAGAUCUAAUGAAGAUUAUUUGGCUUUUGAAUCGAGAAACUCCACUGUGAAGGAUGUAUGGGGUGCAUUAAAUGAUGAGAAUAUCUACAUGAUGGGUGUUUAUGGGAUGGGUGGUCUUGGGAAGACCACUCUUGUGCAGGAAGUUGGGAGACAAGCCGAGAAGGAUAAGCUCUUUGAGGAGAUUGUUUUUGUAGAGGUAACAGAAACUUUGGAUGUAAAAAAGGUUCAAACAGAAAUUGCAGAUAAGUUAGGCCUAAAAUUCAAUAACGAGAGUGAAAGAGCAAGUAAGUUAUAUGAGAGAUUGAAGAGCGGUAAGAAGAUCCUUUUAAUUUUAGACAAUGUUUGGGAAGAUCUUGAUCUCAAGACUAUGGGCAUUCCUUCUAAAAUGGAUCAUGGGGGAUGUAAACUACUGCUAACAACAAGAAACUUAGAUGUGUUGCAGAAGAUGGAUUCCCAAAAAAAUUUCGGGAUGAGUAUUUUACAAGAAGAAGAAGCUUGGAAUCUGUUCAUGAAGAUGGCAGGUGGUGUAAUUCAAACACGUGGAUUGAAUUCUUUGCCACAAGAUGUAUGCAAAGAAUGUGGUGGUUUGCCUAUUGUCAUUUGUACAAUAGCAAAAGCAUUAAAGAACAAGAGUAGUCCAUCUGAUUGGAAAGUUGCCUUGCGAGAAUUAAAGGCGCCUUCACCGACAAAGUUCAUAGGAUUACUGGAAAAGGAAUAUGUGAAGAUCGCCUUGAGUUACACAUAUUUAAGAGAUGAUGAGCUCAAGAAAACUUUUUUAAUUUCUAGUCUAAUGAAAAAUAAUACUUCCAUUUCAGACUUGUUCAGACAUGUUGUGGGUUUGGAUAUACUUGAAGGAGCUAAUUUGACAAUGGAAGAUGCAAGAGAUAGACUAGAUAAAUUGGUACGCGAGCUCAAAGACUCUUGUUUGUUACUUGACAGUUUCGAAAGCGGACAAUUUGCUAUGCAUGAUGCCAUCCGUGCUGUUGCCGUAACAAUUGCAUAUACAGACCACCAUGUUUUUACAAGGAGAAAUGACAUUGAAAGGGAAUGGAAGAAUAAAGAUAAACUCAAGAAAUGCACAAAAAUCUCCUUACCUGGUAAUAGUACCAUUAUUAGUCAGCUUUGGCCUAAAGAUCUGGAUUGUCCAAAUCUUGAGUAUUUCUAUAUGACUAAUACGUGGGCUUCUUCUUACGAAAUCCCUGAGGACUUUUUCACAGUGAUGCCAAAGCUCAAAGUUUUAAAUUUAUUUGGAAUGCAACAAUCAUCAUUGCCAUCGUCACUUGAUCUUUUGACAAACCUUCAAACAUUGUGUUUAGAUCAUAGCAAAAUUGAAGAUGUUGCUAUUAUCAGAAACCUAAAGCAACUAAAAGUCCUUAGUUUGCAAUAUUCUAAUAUUAAAGAGUUGCCUUCAGAAUUUGGUCAAUUGACUCAGAUAAGGUUAUUAGAUCUAAGCGAUUGUAGGCAAUUAAAAGUUAUUGCACCAAAUCUGAUACCAAAACUAUCCCAACUAGAAGAAUUGUAUAUAAAGGGAUGUUGUAUUCAGUGGAAGGUUGAAGUACUAAAGGAGUUGAAGCACUUGACUCAAUUGACCACUUUAACAUUAGAUGUUACAAAUGACAUAGUUUUGCCUCAAGGCUUCUUUUACAGAGAGCUUAAAAGGUACAACAUAUCAAUAAGAAAUGAACGGUGGAACUUUUAUGAUUGGCCCAAUUACGAAUUUUCAAGAAUAUUGGAAUUUAAUUAUGAUUCUACCAUUUCUUUAGAAGAAUUGCGAAUUCUCAAGAAUGUUGAACUCUUACGGUUGGUCGAAUUUUCCGAUGAUGAUAACAAUCUCAAGCCAAUUUUUAACGAAAAGGUUAUUUUCUCCAAUUUGAUGGCCUUGGAACUGAAAGUUACUAGUUCUCGAAAGAUUUGGGAUAGCCAACCUCCAACAUUCAUGUCUUCCUUGACACACUUGAACUUGAAGAGAUGUAGAAAAAUAAAAUAUGUGUUUUCAUUUAGCAUAGCCAAAAGCCUCCAGACUCUGCAACACCUUGAGAUAAGGGAUUGUGAGGUUUUAGAGGAGAUUGUUGCAGAAGCAGAAGGAGCAAAUAAUUUUGCCUUUCCGCAGGUAACCUUUUUGACACUUGAAAAUUUACCAAAACUUACAACUUUCUAUCAUGGAAUAGAUACUUGGGAAUUGCCGAUGUUAAAAAGGUUGGUGGUGGAGGAAUGUGAAAAAUUCACUUCAAAAUAUCUCGGCUUCCAUGAAAAUUCACUCCAUAAUUCUGAGCCAAAAUUCAUUUGGUUGGAUAAUAAGAUCAACUCUGAUUUGGAGAAAUUGGAAUUAAAUAAUAAGUUGAGAUGGAUUAGUUGGCAGAGUAAAUCUAAAACUCUUGAGAUCAAAUGUGAUAAGUCAACAAAUAUUCCACUUGGACUCCUUCAGAUAUUUGAAAAUUUGAAAGAGCUUCAACUAGAGUCGUGUGGAUACAAAGAAAUAUUCUCAUGUGGAAAGGAUGAGAAACAGAUGCAAAUCACUCUAGGCCCAUCCUCAACUUCUUUCCAAAAUCUUAAAGUUCUUAAGGUAAGUUGGUGCAGAGAGUUGAUGAAGUUAAUAACACCUUCAACAGCUAGAAACUUGGUGCAGUUGAGAGAAAUGAGCAUAGAAUCUUGUGGAAUGCUAAUUGAAAUAAUAGAAAAUGAGGGAGAAAGAGAUGCAACAACGAGUAUUAGAAUUGUUUUUGAUAAUUUGAAGAAGUUGUCUCUUAGAAGCCUAGAAAGUCUCACAUGCUUCUGUUCUGGGAAUUACUCUUUCAAUUUCCCAUCUUUGGAAGAGAUAAUUAUAAGAGAAUGCCCCAAUAUGAAGACUUUCUCUCAAGGAAUCUUAAGUACACCAAAGUUACACAAAAUCAAUUAUGAGAGCUUGGCUAAGGAUUCAUGGACGUGGGAGAAAAUGGAAGUAAAGAAUGAGGGGAAUGAUCUUAAUAAAACCAUACAAGGAGCGUGCAGAAAACAGGACAUUUCCGUUGAUUUGAAGUACAAGGCAUUCCAAGAUAUCAAUUCUACAGAAAUUUGCUAUAACCAACAUCCAAAUUCCUUCUAUCAAAAUUUGACACACUUGAUUUUGUCGAGUUGUGGAAACAUAAAUUAUGCAUUUCCAUCUUCCAUUGCCAGAAGCCUCCACCAACUCCAACACCUAAAGAUACAUAAUUGUAAGGUUCUAGAGGAGAUUGUUGCAAAAGAAGAAGGAGCAAAUAAAGAUGACAAUUUUGUCUUUCCGCAUGUAACCUCAUUGGUCCUUGAAAAUCUACCAGAAUUUAAAGCUUUCUAUCAUACUUUUGAAUGGCCAAUGUUACAAGAGUUGGUGUUGAAAGAUUGUGCCAAAUUCAUGACUUCAAAAUAUCUGAGCUUCCAAGAAAAUAACGAGGAGUGUGAACCUCAUUUUUCAGAGCCAAAAUCCCUAUUCUUGAAUGAUAAGAUCAACUCUAAUUUGGAGAAAAUGGAAUUAAAGAAUACCAACAGAGAGAUUAAAUGGCAGAGUCAAUCUAAAGCCCUUAAAAUCUCCAAUGAUAAAUCAGCAAAUUUUCCACUUGGACUCCUUCAAAGAUUUGAAAAUACGAAAGAGCUUCGACUAGAUAUAUGUGAUGAAUACAAAGAAAUUAAGUGCCUAUCUGAUCUUCCAAAUCUUGAAGUUCUACAUGUAAUUUGGUGUAAUAGAUUGACGAGUCUAAUGCCAUCCUCAGCUUCUUUCCAAAAUCUUAAAGUUUUGAAUGUAAGUUGUUGCGAAUGGUUGAUGAAGUUAAUAAUACCUUCAACAACAAGAAGCUUGGUGCAGUUGAGAGAAUUGAGCAUAGGAUAUUGUGGAAUGAUGAUAGAAAUAGUAGAAAAUGAGGGAGAUGAAACAACAACUGAAAUUGUUUUUGAAAAUUUGAAGAAGUUGUCACUUAUACGUUUAGAAAGUCUCACCUGCUUUUGCUCUGGGAAUUACUCUUUCAAUUUCCCAUCUUUUGAAGAGUUAAUUAUAGAAGAAUGCCCCAAUAUGAAAACUUUCUCUCAAGGAAUCUCAAGCACACCAAAGUUAUCCAAAAUCACAUAUGAAUGGGAGGAGAAGGAUUUAGAGAAUGGGGGGAUUGAGCUUAAUACAACAAUACAACAAGAACACAAAAAAAAGGUUGAUUCCAAUUUGAAGAAAUUGACAUUAACAUUAAGUGGAAGGGAUAUCAAGUCGAUUUGGCAAGGAGAGUUUCAAGAGAACUUUGGCAAAGUAAAAACUCUUCAAUUGAUCAAGGAUGAAUAUGCAAACAUUCCAAUUCAAAUCCUUCAGAAAUUUAACAGGCUUGAAAAACUCAUAUUGAAAGUCAGUUCAUACGAAGAGAUAUUCUCAUUCGAAGAGGAUAAUGAACACAUUGGAGUACUCACAAAAUUAAAAAGUUUAGAAUUUUGGGCACUCUCUAAUUUAAAGUGUAUUUGGAAACAAAGCUCCCGAUUGAACUCAAUUCUUCAAGAUCUUGAUUUUUUGAAGGUGCAAUAUUGUCACAAUUUGACUACUCUGUUGCCAUCUUUAGCAUCUUUUGAAAAUCUAAGGACUUUGACUGUAACCUAUUGCAAUGGAAUGCAAAACUUAAUGUCAUCCUCAACAGCCAAAAGUCUAGUGCGACUAGAAUACUUGUCAAUAGAAAGAUGUGAAAUGAUGAUAGAAGUAUUAUCAAACGAGGGAGAUACAGAGAAAGGUGAUAUUGUUUUUGAGAAACUAAAGAAUUUGAAAUUGUAUAAUUUAGAAAGUCUUACAUGUUUCUGCUUUGGGAAUUACUUUUUCAAUUUCCCAUUAUUGAAAAGCUUAUAUGUGAGUCGAUGCUCCAAGAUGAAGACUUUCUUUGGAGGAGGCUUAAGCAUGCCAAAGUUACAAGAGUUGAACGAGAGAGAUUGUUCGGAGAGUGACAUUAAUAUGAUCAUACAACAAUUACAAAAUGAUUGUUCAAAAAUCUAUGAAAGAUUUCCAGAAGAAGAAGAUUCAGAGUUUUAGUUAGAUAGAAAACUGUAAUGUUCAUCAACACACAACAAAGUCAUGUGGCGCUCUACAACAGGGUUAGGUCUCUUUCCUUGGUGCCUAACGGCGAUAUCUAGCUACAGUCAAGUCCUCUCAAGUAUCCGACUGUGUGGCUUCAGUUUACAGUCAAUUACAAACGAGUCGUAUCGACCACGCGCGUCCUCUCCCUUCUGUUCUCCAUAACUCAUUUAAAAUUGUUGACGGUCCCACUAGUUCAACCCCCGACAAUUUAGAUGUGAUUGUCAAUUUGUUCCUCAACCUGUCGCAACGAUCGGCGAAAUUAGUGCCAAAUGAUGUCGGUUACGCUUCAAGCAUUAGAAGUUGAAAAUCGGCGUCACAUUUGAGACCAAACAAAAUGAUUUAACCAUAUGAGGGACUUUAGUGAUAGUAUCCAAUCCUAUAAAUUUAUAUUAAGAAAAACUAAUGAUGGUGAUAUCAGGCGCUCUACAACAGAGUUAGGUCUCUUUCCUUGGUGCCUAACGGCGAUAUCCAGCUACAGUCAAGUCCUCUCAAGUAUCCGACUGUGUGGCUUCAGUUUACAGUCAAUUACAAACGAGUCGUAUCGACCACGCGCGUCCUCUCCCUUCUGUUCUCCAUAACUCAUUUAAAAUUGUUGACGGUCCCACUAGUUCAACCCCCGACAAUUUAGAUGUGAUUGUCAAUUUGUUCCUCAACCUGUCGCAACGAUCGGCGAAAUUAGUGCCAAAUGAUGUCGGUUACGCUUCAAGCAUUAGAAGUUGAAAAUCGGCGUCACAUUUGUCUGGGCUCUAGGCGAUAGGGUCGUGCGAAAGGUAGUACCCGAUUUAGGAGACGUUCAGCAAGGAUCAUGAAGUGCAAAUACAUUGAAUGGCUCCUGAAUAUAUUUAUCCGGAAAGAAAUCUGGUACGGUGUUUAGGCAGUUAUGAGCCAAGCAGAGGAGAGGCAUUCGGCCAGGGACUCAAUGAAUUGUACUUGAUCCUGACAAAUGCAGCCUACUUACCUUGGGAGAGAAAACAUAACUGGUUUAUGACAUUGCCCAAUAUGGCAAUUGCCACAGAGAUUCUUAGCUCAUUCAGCCACAGGAAGCUUUUUGAAAUCGAAUAGAGGCUAUGCUGAACUUCGAAUGAUAGGCUUUACUAAAGAAAUCUUGCUAUGUGUAAAUGUUGACUUCAUUAUCCUCAAUCACUAAGAAAAUCAAAUUGAAAGCUUGUUUCUUGGCUACUGCUUGAAGCAAGGAACACAUACCAGGUUGCUGGCAACACUAAAAGAUAUCGGAGACUACAUUGUAGAUGUAAUCUGUAAACCUGCUGGACUCAUUCACAACCAUGGAGCCAUAUCAGUCCAAAAGGAUAACUCUUCUGCUUGAUUCCCUAAGUUGUGGGAAGACUUCCCUUUUGAGGGCUCUCUCAGGAAAUCUUGACAAAUCUCUAAAGGUGACAGGGGAAGUAUUGAUAUUAUUGCUCAGAAAGUAGUAAUUUACUGUGGAUAAGUGUUCUGAGAAACCUGAGUUGGAAGCCUGUAGUUUACGAAGUUCAUCUUCAUGAGUCGAGCAUCCUGGAAUGCACUUUCAGAAAUCAAAAAACGUCUCAAAUCUUAAGAAACUAAAUUCAAUUUCAUUUUCGUAUAUUGGUUAAGGCAUUACUUUGCAGCGACUCUUUCACAUUAAGUUUCUUUGCAGCUCAUGUUCCUUAUGUUAAGUGAGAUGAUUAAAGGGCCAUCUUUCAUCUUCUUCAUUUUCAGUAAUGCAAGUUCUAAUUCUU
Molecule: messenger RNA, 7325 nt
Organism: Pistacia vera
Lineage: Eukaryota; Viridiplantae; Streptophyta; Magnoliopsida; Sapindales; Anacardiaceae
Product: probable disease resistance protein At4g27220
Exons: 19
Coding region: 88-5562 (1824 amino acids)
Molecular function (GO): ADP binding
Source: RefSeq, a predicted model, not a curated record